AUGGGAGUGUCACUGUUGGAACUUGUCCUUUAUCAGCAAUUCCGAUUUCAGAAGCCAUCGUUUGUGGUAGUGGAUGCCAGUGUAAAUGCUGCUAAAGACAAAAGACGGAAUUUCGGAUACCACGAGAAGAAAUACAUACUUUUACCCUACCAUCACCAAUUAUCUAUGUAUUUGGAUGAGCAGUUUGAGCAUAUCAAACAUGGACUCGUUGUCUCUGUACUUGUGAAUGAAAACAGGCCAGCUCUACGGAACUAUAUACAUGCACUGAAAAAAUUCGUGGAGGCUCACGGAUUUCGCUUUUCUAAGAGCGAUCAUCUCAAGCUGAUUAAGUUGAUAUAUCUUGUGAUGGUGAAGAAAGAUCAGUGGCAUGACGUAGUGCACUAUGCAGCAAAAGCGCUUGAGAAGUUGAUUAACAAAUGUUAUUUUACUCACGAAGACAUGGUUGUGGACUGGGAACCAGUAUACGACCUGUACUAUGGAGCAACGUAUGGAAAACUCGAGGAUGUAGAUGGAGCAAGAAUACGUAUAGCUACGUUUCGUCUGAAAAGAUUCUAUAGACCUUCUGACUCUCCCAAAAUAUGGGAGAAGGUUCAAACUCACUUGGCUCCUCGCUAUUCAGCAAGAGAAUUUUGUGAAAUGGCUCUACUUUUUCUCAACGUUCGAAUGUCUACAGAGGAUCACAAGAAAUAUGGCGCUGCACUAUGGUUUGAAACCAUGUGGAAAAUGUACGAAGUGGUAGAGAUGGGAAAGAAAUGGGGUGAAGAUCUACCAAAUUUAUUUGCAACAUUGGUUUACUACAAUCCUGACUUUAUGGACUGGCGACCACUUUAUGACACUAUAUUUACACGCAUAAUACGCGCCAUGGGACUUUGCAUUAGGGAAGGAAAAAUUGUGGUUGGCGAUGGAUCAGGUUCAUCCAGCUUGGACGGAUUCGCUAAAUUCGUCAGUUCAACAGUUGGUGGUCCGUAUAGUUGUCAGAAAAAUAUAGAACGUAUGAUGAAGAUGAUUGAACCUUUUAUGCAUCCAUCCAAUGAAAGCGAUCAUACUGCUAUGGUGCUGACGUUUUUUCAAAAUCUACUUCGCGAAUUUAUUCUUCGUUAUGAAGAAGAGCGAGUGAAGAAACAUCGUCGAAAGGUCCCAAAGGAGUUCUAUCUCACAGACAAUGACAUCAAAUUGUUUGUUGACGCAACUCUUCAAUCCCUAUUGUACUCACUAUACUCGAAAGAUGGGAAAAGUUACGAUCUCCCCGCAAAACUCGUCAUGGUUUUGGGCGCGCUAGAGCCGGGACUUGUUUUUCCCAAGUUCUUGGAACAAGUGUAUCCAGCCAUGUUCGCUGUAUGUGAACCGCAUAGGCUUACACAAACGCUAGACUGCAUGUUUGAGUUGAUGUUCAUCAUUGCAUGCGAUGAAAAGGUUGGAAUCAAGCGACUGAAAAUGGAGAAGGAUUGGGUUGAAGAAAUGGAAAAGCAACGACCACCGUACUCACCUUUACUGGAUUAUUCUCUUCAAAAACUAUCGAGCAAGCAUAAAUGGAAAAUAAAGGAAAAUCUUUCGACGUUCCGAUAUCAUCUCUUUUACUUCUUCGAGAUUUUGAUUGCUGGCAUCGAUAUUAAUGAUGUAACGAAGGCAAAUAUAUCCAUACACAAUCUCACUCUUCUCUUUUACAUAAUGCCACUAUUGGAUUAUUCAGAAUGUGUUAAAUAUCACAAAGAUUUGACUAAUGAUGAGAAAUCACUGUGUUUUAUGUCGGCUAGAUUACCACUACUAGCAGAACUCACUCUGGACAGAAUACUUCAAAUAAUACAGUGCCUUGCCGUUACCUCACCAAAAGAUUCAUGCACUGCCUUAGGGAGUUUUAAGGAUGAAGAAACCAGGGAGAGUGAUGAAGAAAAAGUCCUGAAGAAAGCGAUAGAUAGAUGUGUAACGGCCUUAUUCACCAACACCGCUGACUCCAUAACAAUGAAACUCGCGAAGAAAGUUUUGACCUUUGUAAAAACGAAUCAAUUCGAAAGCCAACUAGCCACGGAUAUGAUCUCAUCACUAAUCUCGCAAAUGACCUACGCGUCUCCUCGAUUGUGGUUGCCAUUUGCUGAACAUGUCUUGCACAAUCUACGGGAUGUGCUGACUGCCGAAGCGAAGGCUGCGGAGGAUCUCGAGACAUCGGCUCAAUGGUUUGUUACUUUGGCUGGAUCAUUAUUAUCAACUACAAGUGAGAACUACAUUCAACACAAAGAUAUUUGCUUUGAAAUGAUAGGUUUACUUGUGGACUGCAAAAGUAAAGUGGCGUAUAACAAUGGAGCGAUAGGACUUUGGUAUAUGCUAUAUAUGCUUUCUCGAAUAUAUCCAGAGAAUUCACGGUACAUCAGUUCUCGACUUAAUCGGCCUCUCAGCGAAUGGGUACCUGUGCGGGAAUGGGGACAAUUGUACGGUCUCAAAGAAUCUAAAAUGGCAUGGUAUGUGCCGGGCGAAGAGGGAAAAGGAAUGGUAAAAUUACUUUUGGAAAAAUUUGUGUUUCCUAUAGUUGAAUCGUUGCGGGAUGUGAACAUGGACAGAGACACUUUGAAAAAAUCAUUCACUAUCCUGAGCUUUGGAUUGAGUGGUUCAGUUACUUGUUUUCCUAUGCCAUCUUCUACAGCUUUUAUAUCAUCUAACACAGUAUUGCCAUGGUUCAAAAUUGAUUCGCUUAAUCCUGCGGUCAUGAAUUGGGAUAUACGCUACACAUCUGGUAAAAAUUUCCGCGAAGAACUCGUGGACGUGUUGGAGGGUGUUAUUGAACGCCUGGUGCUUUCAAAACGAGAACACAGUCAAGUUCUUGCAAGCAUCAGUAGAAUACUUCAUAAUGUGAUUCAUACCAAUCACACUGACUCGCAUCAGUUAGAUAUAGCAGCGGGUGAGCACGGUGAUAUCUACAACUAUCUAACGACUCCACUUUCAAAAAAAGUCCAAAUUUUUGUACUUGAAUCCCAGGCAUACGUUGCACACAUGCGCAUUGUCGUUGAGUCGCCUGCUCGUGCGUUCACAAUGUUUCACCUUCGAGUUCUACACCUCCUUGCUCGUCUGACUCUCAAUGAUUACUCAGAAGUGCGCGGCGAAGCGCGUGCGGUCUUAUCGUCGCUAUUUUCUGAAUAUGCGAUAGCUAAGGAAUCAAUUGUUGAAGACAUCCUACCUUCAUUGACUGAUCCUAACAGCACCAGAGACCAGCUGAAGGGUGCUCUCUGCAUGAUAUCGCAAUCGAGCUGGGCUACGUCCAGUACAAUAUCGACAAGAAUGAAAGUGUGGAAGGCUAUUAUCGAAAUGAAGGUGGUUGACUAUCCGGAAGUUAUUGAUCUUUAUGACGAUUUGUGGAACGAUAUAGGGAAAAUGCAGAAACCAGCUCGUAAACAUUAUGAAUGUCCGAAACUCAAUGAUUUCUGCAAGAAAUGGUUGGAUGAGCUAUCGAAGUCUGGGCAAUGGACAUCCUUCAAGGAUUCAAAAGUUGUUGAAACUACCAAACAAAUGAGAGCAGCUAGAAGAGCAGCAAAUAAGAAGGAACAAGAUGCGCUUGUGGAAAUGCUACUAGCACUAUUCGCAAGAAAGGAUCUGCUACAUACACGAAUAAAGCUAUGCCGGGCAAUGUUGUGGCGAUGUCAGAAGGAAAAAUGCGGUUUGAAGACUAUCAAGAUACUGAUAGGAAAGUUCGUAGACGACGAGGAGUAUCUGCGUGAAAGAUGUGCGGACGAGCUGUCGUUCUGGUUGAAGAAGAAUAAGCCAAAAACUGUUAGAAUGAACUGGGGUUGUCCGAAGAAGUCAGAUAAUACUUUCCUCAAAUGCGGUUUACGAUUAGAUAAUUUACCAUUGGUUUAUGACUCCCAAAAUUUGCCAACAACAGAAGAGAAAUGGAACAAAACGGUGUUCUUCUCCAAACAGUUUGGUAGCUACCAGUGGCCAACAUUCAUAAAUGUUGUUGUUUACGCUUCUAAACCUCAACUAAAACGGGAUCCACUGAGUGAAAGCGAAAAAACAAUCGUGGCCGCAUUUGAAGAUGAGUCCUUCUACAAGAAAUGGAUUAGUUUGCUGCUUAUCGAGAAGCACGAUAGCAAGGACGUGAAUGACAACACAGUAUGGAUGGUGAAAUACCUACUGCGGAACUUCCCAGCUAGCGAACUGAUAUAUGAAAGAAUUACGAAUACUCUAGCUGAACUUCUUAAAAGUAGAAAGAGAGCUGAACAACGCUUGGCAGCUGAAAUUUUUACCGGGGUUUGUAAAGGUACAAAGUACCGGGGCUUCCAAAAGCUUGACAAAUUAUGGAGUUGGCUUGCCCCUGCUGUCGACAACCUCUACAAUCACAUGAAUGCCGAUGCAUACUUGGCCUGGCAGAGCUGCAUAACUGACGUACUUCAACGUGAUGAUACCAGACGAUUUUGGUGGCUUAUUGAACGUUUUCUUGAUAGCAUGACACGCCCUGCACCUACGGCCUGGCAUCAAGGAAUACGUUCACAAGUUCUUUUGGCUACUGAUUGGCGUGAAACUGAGACACGCAGAAGAAUCUGCGAAAUAGCUUGGAGGAGUCUACCAAAAGCCAUCAUUGAAACUCAACGCAUCGGGAUAUCUGCGUCUUUGAAGCAUGUUUGCACAGUUUUGGAAGCGAAUAUGAAUAACGAUCUGAAAACCCUUCCCCAGAGAUUCCAGCUGGAGGGCGUGGACUUCUGGCUUGGACGGUUCGAAAGGAAGAUAGACGUGCUAGCAUGUAAUGGUCAUUCCGAGACUACACUAGCUGUGGUGAAUGAAAUGUGCCUCCAACGUGCUUUGGUGAACGACAAGGCUUUGGUUUCGUCAAAAACUCCCGAGUAUGAGAAUUGCUCCGAGCCACUAAUCUAUCUUAGAACGUUACUUGAAUUCUUACUACAAUAUUAUGACGAUUGCAUGACAUGCCUCACACCAGGCAUUGUAACAUUAUUUCCUAUGCUUAUCGAAUAUGCAAACGAAGACGAGAGCGAAAACAACGAGUCUUUCAAGGACAUCGACAUUAGAAAUAAUGCCAGCACGUUGGUACAUGAGUACAUGUCCAGUCUUCUGGUCAAUGAGAAAUUUGCACAAUCUUUUCCUGAAGUAGUUGUUAGGACUUUCCACAGAUCCUGCUUGUGGCGGGUCCGCGUUUCUGUGCUAAAAUUUCUCCAAGUUAUAGUUUUCUCCAAUAUUUAUGUACUAGAAAAAUUUGAUGUUUCUAAAAGUGUCAUAGAGUUACUAUUUGAUGCUCUUCGGGACCGCCAGGUCGAAGUGCGACUUGAGGCAUCGAGGUGUUUGCUUACAUUAAUUCACUGCGAGUACGCAAAGAUUGACAAAUCAUUAUUGGAUAAAAUUCGUUCUUAUUCUGAAAGCAGAGAUAGGGCUACGUUGCAUGGCGCCGUGUUAGCAAUGGGAGCGGUCGUGAUGGCACAUCCAUACUCUACUCCUCCGUACAUUAUUCCCAUGUUGCGAUCAUUGUGUGCCAUCACUAGUCACAGUGCUGAAUUGCAGAAAGCCGCGACCGCUGCACUUCGUGAGUUUCGACGUAGUCAUCGCGAAGAUUGGGAGAAAACGACAAGAAUAAUUGGAUCAGAACUUAUUUAUCAGAUUGAGAAUGCAAUUGCUCCGAUAUACUAUGCUUAA
Molecule: messenger RNA, 5628 nt
Organism: Necator americanus (New World hookworm)
Lineage: Eukaryota; Metazoa; Nematoda; Chromadorea; Rhabditida; Ancylostomatidae
Exons: 45
Coding region: 1-5628 (1875 amino acids)
Biological process (GO): proteasomal ubiquitin-independent protein catabolic process
Cellular component (GO): nucleus; cytosol
Molecular function (GO): proteasome binding; peptidase activator activity
Source: RefSeq, a predicted model, not a curated record